Messenger RNA from Morone saxatilis (striped sea-bass), 3524 nucleotides. RefSeq names its product trichohyalin-like. Lineage: Eukaryota; Metazoa; Chordata; Actinopteri; Moronidae. The record is from RefSeq and is a predicted model, not a curated record. The transcript is spliced from 7 exons. The coding region runs from base 645 to 3524 and encodes 959 amino acids.
UUAAAUAAAUGUCGUUGAUGACUUAGUUCCAUUUGACUGGAUUAAAUCCACCCCAUUUGUAUUGUUUAACCUCACAUUAGGAAGCCUUGCGUGAGGUGGAGGGUGUGGCAGUGAGUCUGGAGCAGAGCAGGAAGAAAGAGCGAGCUCUGGAAGAGGAGGGGAGGAGACUGGCAGAGGAGCAAGCCGACACCCUUCGUCUACUCAAAGAACUGCAGCAGGAACAAAAAGCUGCCCCAGCACCCGUUAUACAACCUGUCCAGUUUUGCCCCGUUGGACAGAGUUUCUCCUCUCAACCUUCUUACUCUCGAACACCACCUAUCAUCAGGAGGCCCACUGCUGCCACCGUAGCUGAGCAGAAGAGCAAAGAAGAAGUGGGUAAGAGAGGGGCAGAGAUUGCAGCGUCUUACCCCUCUGACAGAGAGCCCGGAGAAGGCAUUGACUCAGAACACAUUACUGUCCUUGUCCCCCCAGUCUCUGAGUGUGUGCAAAAGGGAGGACACAGAAGAAACAGUAACAAGGAGAAGAACAACAGUAGAAAUGAGGCAAUAGAGAGUGACACCUCUGGCACAAACAAACACUCCACAUUUGAUCAUGUACUCUCUAGUUCCUCUCACCCUACUUCUGGUACACCCACCAACACCUUUAUGGAUGGUGAUCAUUGCAGUUUGAUGCUUUCUGCUGAAAAGACACCUUCUCUCCAGGUAGAGCAGGACAAGGCCUUUAAAGAACUCAAGACAGAGAACGCCACACUGCGUUCAGAGCUGCGUGAUGCACGUGAAGAACUACAGAAACGACUUGAGGACCUGGAAGCCCAACGACGGGCCGAGGCAGAAGCCAGGACCCGGCUCAAACAGCUCAGCCGGAAACAUGCCAGCCGGUCUGUGGAGAAGGAGGAGCAGGACAAGGAAUGGAAGGCACAGCUGGAGACUGAGAAGGCUGAGACAGAGAGGUUGAGGAAGGCUGUGGCCGAUUUGGAGUCAGAGAUUAAGAGAGGAAGGGAGGAAAGAGAAAAUAAUGAGAGAGAGGAGCAGGAGGAGGACAAAAACAAGGCACUAGAAGACCGGGAGAGUGAAAUGAUAGAGCUAAAUAUCCAGCUAAAGAAACAGCUAGCGGAGGUAAAGGCCCAGCUGGCUUUAGAACGAGAAGAGAGAAAGAGAGAGGAAGAGGAGAAGAACCGAAUAACAAACACAGAGAUCGAUGUGAAGAAGGAGCUGAACACAAAACUAGAAGAACUUCAAGCUGAAUUGGAAGAACUAAAGCGCAGUAGAAAAGAAGACUCGCUGGAAGAAGACAAACUCUCAGUUGCCAACAGCCCGCUAACAUACCUGACUCUCCAUGAUGAUGAGUUCAACUCCAACGUGGUUUGCUGCAACAACAAGCCCAUCCCUUCGCCAGAGCAGCACCUCCUCUUCUGCCAGUCCACCAACCAACGCAACAUGCUUGUAUUUCAGGCAACAGAAGAGCGAACUGUGAUAGAUCCUGAACGCUUACCUCCAUCAGAUGAGGGGCAAGCGGGUCGUGUGGCCUCUGAGCUCGAAGACAACAGACAAAACUAUAUGGUUGGGUGUUCCCUCUCAGACCACAAACAGGUACUGUCUGAGGUCCAGAAGGAUGAGCCGGCCUUCUCAAAUUUGGCUAAAGAGGUAGAACGCCUGCAGAAGGAGAAUGCAAAGGAGACAGAACGUGCUAACCAGUAUCAGGUUAAACUGGAGGCCCUACAGAGUCAGGUGACACGUCAGACCCAGCAGCUAACCAUGGCCUUUGAGAACCAGAGUCAGCACAUCGCUGGCCUUCUAGCUGAGCUGCAAGAGAAAGAAAGUGCCCUCCUCAGCCAGGGAGAGGAACUGCAGCGCUACAAGCAAGAGCUGGAUGCACUCAAGGCCCAAAAAGAGGGAGAGGAGAUGACAGGUACUGAGGGACAGGAUGGAGAACAAAAAGAAGAGGCACAAGAUGAGAGGUCAGUGGAGAUCUCAGGGCUUCAACUAAACCAGGAAAAGGAGUGUGCUGUCUCAUUUCUCACUAAAGAUUCACUGGCUGACCGUGGCUGUAAUGCUGAGAGAGAUGCAGGUGAACCAGAGAUCGUGAUAUUUGAUGCUGAAAGACCAACAGUUAUUAGUGACAACGAUGCACUGUGGUUAGGGGAACAGCAUUCAGGUUCUGUACACUCAGACAAGACUCGGAGUAACCAUGACUCUGCUUGUGUCAUGGGAGAGACUGAGUAUGGUCAAAGUGGAGGAACAGCAGACCUGGUUGCAGAACUGCACGCUCUCCGACAGGAGAAUCAGCUGCUGAAACAAAAAAUGUUGAACUUGACUGACUCGGACACCAGCCCUCCAGUGUUACACACCGACAGUGAACACCAAGGUGGCCCAGGCAAGCAAAGCCGUAAGACAGGAAGUGCUGCUCUGUCCUGCUUGGUGGAGCAGAGAUCACCUAUUGUGCGCAAUGACAUCCCUGCUGAUGCACAACAGUCACCACCGCAGAAUGUGAAAACGAGUGAAGAUGAAGAUUUAGAAAGGGAAGACAGGAGGACUACAAGGACUGAAGAAGAGCUGGAUCUGGAGGCAGCGUGUCAGCUUCAGAUCGACCGCCUACAGCAACAGGUGAUGGAGCUGCAGAUGCAGCUACGGGCUCUCUCUAAGGAGACAGAGCAGCAGGCCAAUGAGCUUGCGAUGUGGAGACUGGCCUCCCAACCAGCCCCAACAUUUGACCUUCCUCACACAGACAACCAGUCUGAGACCCAGAACCAGAGCUCUGCUGUUAGACGGUCUCUGUCAAACCAGCAGCAGACUGAUGAGACACAGAAACCGGCUCUGGCUCUGACUGUCCAGGCCCAGAUUCAGGCGCCUGACCUCAGUGUUGAGGAGAGCACUGGUAAUGUGACCAUCGUCAGAGAAGAUGAGUUACUCCUCUCCUCCUCCUCCAGCAAACUGCAGGGCCGCAUGUUGUUCUCCAGACUGCAGCACAGAAACCUUCCUGAACCUAAGAGUCUUAAUCCGUCUAAAAAGACUGCAGCGCUUCAAGAAUACAGCUGGGACACUUCCGAGAUUGACAUGGACUCUGAAAAAGAAAACCAGGAGAUCAACCUCUUUCAUGAGUCAAAUACCUGUCAAACACAACACAAAGAGAAGAGAGACACUGAAGUUCUCCAGAUGUCAUCUGAGAAAACAGGUCAACAACAGAUCACCAAAGAUUCCCAAAAAGUCUCAGGACAUAAGCAGACCAAAAGAGGCGAGUGUCACAUGGUGAAUCCUGAGGCCAAACCAGAUGAUUCCAGAGCAACCAAUGAAAUAAACACAACCAGUGAUUCCUCAGAUAAUGAUGUCAGGACAGAAAUGAAAUGUGUCAGCAGUCAAACAGAGGAGUGUUUGUUUACUCACAGUGCUCCAACAGCAUCUGAACUCCACUGUGCGUACACACAGACCGAGGAGCAUGCCUCUGGAAAGGAACUUCCUGUUUAUGGCCAGCUGUGCCCUGUGUAUCCUGACCGAGAGCCCAACCAGAUCCUGGCCUCUGAGCUCUGA